This is a messenger RNA of Coffea arabica (coffee), 936 nucleotides long. RefSeq lists its product as uncharacterized. The record is from RefSeq and is a predicted model, not a curated record. Lineage: Eukaryota; Viridiplantae; Streptophyta; Magnoliopsida; Gentianales; Rubiaceae. Gene Ontology annotation, molecular function: zinc ion binding; nucleic acid binding.
AUGAUCAAUAUAUUUGCCGCUUUAAAUUAUGCGGAGGAUAGACAGGUGCAAUUUGCUAUCUUUCAGUUUAAGGGACCGGCCAGAGCAUGGUGGAAUGUAGUUAGGGCCAAAUGGGAAAGAGAGGGAACUGCAUGGACCUGGCUGAAGUUCGUGCGGGAGUUUAACGAGAAAUAUCUCCCACCGAUAGUCCAGGAGAAGAGGGAAGACGAUUUCAUUAUGUUUCACCAGGGAGCCCUAAGUGGUCUCAAUGUAGAGAUACAGGAGGCCUUGGCGGCGGCUCAGAUUAACACUUUUACGGAGGUUUUGGAGAAGGCCCAGAGAAUCAAAAUUGCCAGGGCGCAAGUAAGGAAUUUUUACACAAAACGGAUAGGGGCGCCUGGUGGAAAUCAAGGAUCGGCACAGAGUGAUCGAAACAUGCCACCCCCUAAAGCCGGUCGUGGAGCUGGAGGUGGAAGGUUUAUGAGCACAUCCAGGGGAGGUACUCCGAGGGGAGCCCAGAGUGGAAGGGGACAGGGGAGAAGUGUCCCACAGGAAGGCCAGACAUCUGCCCCCCGAGUAUCGUGUGGGUAUUGUGGGAAAUCACACCAUACUAAGGAUAAUUGCUGGAGAAAAGCUCAAAAAUAUUUAAGGUGUGGAAGUACGGAGCACCAGAUUGCUAAUUGCCCACUAAUCAGUGAUGCUAAGUCGACUGGCAAAUUGAACCCUAAACCAACCAAUGUAGGAGGGACCAGGUCAAGGGUGCCAGCCAGAGUGUAUUCUUUGGACCAACAAUCGGUACCUGAACCAUCGAAGGUAGUGGAAGGUACGAUUCCUGUCUUCCAUCGUUUAACCAAAAUUUUGAUAGACCCUGGUGCAACCCAUUCUUUUGUUAGCCCCACAUUUAUGCUUGGAAUUGACGUGAAAACCGGACUUAGAAGUAAGAACACCUACGGGUAA